GUGAACUGAUUGAUCUUUCUUUGGUGGUUUUCUUGGUUGGUUGGGACACUGCAGAUGGAGGGUGAUACUAAGGGGUCAGUUAAGGGUGGAGAGGCAUCUGCAAAAAGGGAUGUCCAAUCAAGCUCAAAUGCACAGAUCACUCACUUAGGUUCAUUCUCACAAGGUGUUAACUAUGGAAAUUCUCAAGCCCAACAUCUGAUGGUUCCCAUGCAAAACACAGAGUAGAAACUUUCAGUUCCUUCAACCAGUUACAUGUCUGAAUCUCAUUCAACAUGCUGUUUGAGUGCCUAUUAAGUAUGGAAGUGUCAACCUAAUGUUAAAAACUAACAUUUUGGGUGCUCUUCAUUCUCUUGUACUUCAAGUUAUUGUUUUCUAGUAUGGUUUUGUAUAUCAAGUUGUUCUUUAAAUAGUCAAUUCUUCAGAAUUGAAUGACUAUUCAAAGAAAAUACCGUAAUUAUUGGAGUGUUUAGACUUGCCACCUUCGCUAGGUUGUUGUAACAUUAAACACCCUAUGUUAUUGUUCCCUUGAAUUGUUAUUUUUGAAAUUGUUAGGGUUAAUGAUGAUUAUUGGUAUUAUUUUUUUCAUGAUGCUGGUGUCCAUAUGGUAGUAAGCCUUUACUACAUCUGCCUGUUUCGGUGGCUUUUUGGUACAGCAACUGUCCCUGGAUUAUAUUGAUUACUGACAGUUCUUUUACUGCUGCAAUUUGCUUAAAGGUCCCCUCAGAUACGGAGUGAUGCUGCCAAUUCUGCGUCACAGGCAACGACUGUGCCAUAGGGCCAUAGCCUCACCAUAAUUGCUAAUCUUCUGUUCUAUUUGGUUCUAGUUAAUAUACGGGAAUAAUCAACCAAUAUUUGGUUCUGGCCCAUUGCACCUACCACAGUCCAUUUCAAACUGCUGAUGCUUUCUGGCUUUGGCUGUAGCUCGGGCACGCCGAAAUGUCCUCAUCAAAGUAAAUUGGCUUUUCCGUU
This is a messenger RNA of Rubroshorea leprosula, 969 nucleotides long. NCBI's taxonomy places the organism in Eukaryota, Viridiplantae, Streptophyta, Magnoliopsida, Malvales, Dipterocarpaceae. The record is from the annotation of a GenBank genome assembly.